AUGAGUAAGGUUUUGUUCAAAAUCAUCACAUCUGUGAUGGUUGGAAGGUCUCUUGAACUGUCCGCAGAGGACGAGGGUACUCAAAUGUUCGAUAUCAACGUCAUUAUCCACGCCUACCAACGACGCCUCGAAACCAAGUAUCCACCUAGCCGGUUCCAUCUCAACCCUCCUGCCUUCGGCGGAGAGCUUAGUUUAUCGAUUUCAGGCAGGAACCAGUUCAAACUGAACUGCCAGAACGACGAGGACUUCGAGAGGUUCGCGAAGCGAUGGUGGGAGGUCCUCCAGGAGCCCAGGCGCCAGAGGCACACAAUCCAGGUCUCUCUGACUAUUCGCUUCGAGGCCAGGCCAGUUACGCCUCAGCCGUCUAUCCUGGAGGAGUAA
Molecule: messenger RNA, 381 nt
Organism: Cladophialophora immunda
Lineage: Eukaryota; Fungi; Ascomycota; Eurotiomycetes; Chaetothyriales; Herpotrichiellaceae
Exons: 1
Coding region: 1-381 (126 amino acids)
Source: RefSeq, a predicted model, not a curated record